This is a messenger RNA of Sinocyclocheilus grahami, 895 nucleotides long. RefSeq names its product DNA primase large subunit-like. The record is from RefSeq and is a predicted model, not a curated record. Gene Ontology annotation, biological process: DNA replication initiation; DNA replication, synthesis of primer. Gene Ontology annotation, cellular component: alpha DNA polymerase:primase complex. The annotation marks the transcript as partial. Lineage: Eukaryota; Metazoa; Chordata; Actinopteri; Cypriniformes; Cyprinidae. The transcript has 7 exons.
CCCGCGCUUUGUUUGGAACGUCAGCUCGUUGGCGGGAUUCAGGCUUCGGGAAGAGACAGACAGCGAUUGUUUUGAGAUAAUUGCAAUGCAGUUUUCAGGCAGAAGAAAGAAGCUGAUCGGCAGCUCUCAGAAUGAUCUGUAUGACCACUGUCUUCAGUUCUAUGGACAGCCUCCUCUGGAAAACAUCUCUCUCACUGAGUUUGAAACCUUCGCAGUGGAGAGGCUGAAAUUGCUCAAGACUGUGGAAAACCUUGGGGUGAGCUAUGUGAAAAAUUCCGAGCACUACGUCAAGAAAUUGGAAGAAUUAUUAAUUAGCGUACACUGUUUAUUUUAUAACUCUUUCUUUUCUUUUUUCCCCCAACAAUCUGCCCUAAUCACCCAGGGUGACCGGAAGGUUCAGGGAGGAACAUCUGAAUAUGAGAAACGAAGAAAAGACCAUAUCUCCCAUUUUAUUCUACGCUUGGCUUAUUGCCAGACGGAGGACCUGAGACGAUGGUUUAUCCAACAGGAAAUGGAUCUUUUCCGUUACCGAUUUGGUGACCUUACUUCGAAGCACAAGACUGACUUUUUGCAUAAAAAUAAUUUGAAGUACGAGACGGUAAGUGCAGAGGAAAAGAAGAGCCUAAAAGACAAGCUCAUCACCUCCAGUUAUGGAUUAAGUGGAAUCACAGUGGAAGAAUAUGACUUCUACAAAGUCCCAUUUCAGGAUGCCCUGGAUUUAGUGCGCACAAGGAAAGUCUACUUGCUGGCUGGAAAUGCCUACAUUCCCCACCACGAAAUUGUCACGAUUGUCCUUAAUGACUUCCGAACAAGACUGUCCAAAGCACUUGCGGUAAGUAACAAAAUUGGAGCCCCAUCCACACAACAAUCAGUGUUCACCACUAGAGAAUCAUUU